AGAGAGGGAAAUAGAGGAUCCUUGGAAGCUUCAGGUUUGAUUUAAGUCAGCUAUCAUGUUAUUAAACGGUCUUAGCUAAAGCUAAACAGAGAAAACGACAUUAUACGCAGCUUGUGCUCAGGCUGAUGAUGACACUGGUCGAAGUGUCGCUUUAAACACACGUUAAAAGCAUCGUUUCGGGACUAACAAAUAUGAUGGAGGAUUUCUCUGGCUUGGCUCUGCCUCCUCUAUUCGGAGGUCACAUCCUGGAAGCAGAACUGGAGCCUGGUGGUGUGGAGCUGGGACCGGGAGAGGUAGAGCUGGGAGGCACCGAGCUGCUUGAGAGCACAACACAAGAAGAUGAAGAAAAAAGAGCUCUUGACAAAAGGAAAUAUCUGGCUCUGAGCAGGAAAUGUAAAGAAAUUGAACAGGUAAAUCAGAAGAUUCUGGGUCGCCUUCACCAAGUACAAAGAAUUACUCGACGUCUGAAGAAAGAAAGGAGAUUCCUCAUGAAGACCUUAGAUGCUCACGGGGAUGACUACAGAAACGCUCAGCUCACUAUACUGCUUGAGGAUGAAUCUGGAGCCCAUUUGGAGCCGGCUGCUGCAGCGGAAGAUGAAAAGCUCAACGGUGUUUCCGGUUCCACUCCAUCUGCAGCAUCACAUCACGUGGCUGGGACAAAGAAAAAGAGGCAUCGAAUUCCUCGUCAAGAAAAGGAUAAAGAGCCACAGAUCGACCCGGAGAUGUCGGCAUUGGCAGAGACACAGUUUGGAGAAAUGUCCAGCCCGACCUCGCUGUCUCAUUGAUCAAACCACUGUCCUGGAUAUCACGACGAUGGUGACUAGAAUAAGAGCGCCCAGUUUCCAGGACUGUUCAAAACACUGCCUUACUUGAGUUAACCUUUGUAAUGUUGUGGUUUCACUUGAAUAUUGUGAACAGAUUGAAUUCCUGUAAAACGAGAUGUUAUUCACCUUA
Oreochromis aureus is the source of this 954-nucleotide messenger RNA. RefSeq names its product TCF3 (E2A) fusion partner (gene tfpt). Lineage: Eukaryota; Metazoa; Chordata; Actinopteri; Cichliformes; Cichlidae. Bases 192 to 785 code for a protein of 197 amino acids. Gene Ontology annotation, molecular function: DNA binding. Gene Ontology annotation, biological process: apoptotic signaling pathway; apoptotic process; positive regulation of apoptotic process. Gene Ontology annotation, cellular component: Ino80 complex. The record is from RefSeq and is a predicted model, not a curated record. The transcript has 7 exons.